AUGAAAAUCCUCAGUCUUGCCACACUAGCACUUUUGAAUGCGGAGGAGAGGAAGAAGAAGAAGAAGAGAUUGUUGUUUAGUGGUCGUUGGCGAACACUGGUGACUCAUGAACUCGAUACCGUAAUCUAUGAUGAUGCUUUCUCUUCUGAUUCCAUGGGUUCCAUGCGAGGCACUGUUUGUUAUUUCCCGAGUUUAGUCUCUAUUUAA
This is a messenger RNA of Thlaspi arvense, 207 nucleotides long. NCBI's taxonomy places the organism in Eukaryota, Viridiplantae, Streptophyta, Magnoliopsida, Brassicales, Brassicaceae. The record is from the annotation of a GenBank genome assembly.